Messenger RNA from Seriola dumerili (greater amberjack), 2495 nucleotides. RefSeq names its product SET and MYND domain containing 4 (gene smyd4). Bases 59 to 2416 code for a protein of 785 amino acids. NCBI's taxonomy places the organism in Eukaryota, Metazoa, Chordata, Actinopteri, Carangiformes, Carangidae. The transcript is spliced from 10 exons. The record is from RefSeq and is a predicted model, not a curated record. Gene Ontology annotation, molecular function: protein binding.
CGGACUCAAAAUAAACCCAAAGCUGGUCUGCGGUGCUAAUGAGGCUUCCUUAUACCUCAUGAUGGAUCUUCCGUGUGUCCAGUGGCAAGAUCACGUUGCACAGAAAUGGACUGGACUCGCCCCCGAGUUAAAGGAGCAUUUCACAUCCCUGCUUGAAAUAGAUGAUGUUUUUAAGUGUGCCUUAACUCUGACAACCCAGGAUGAUCUUGAUUUUCUGCAGUCGAUCUCUGCAGGACACUCAGUGCAGAAGGACACAGAGCAAGCAGCCAAAUGCAGGGAGAAGGGUAACUCAAACUUCAAGACCAGAGACUACACUGCAGCCGCUCUCCACUAUUCACAGGGUAUAUGUUUUGCUCCUCAAAGUUCGCAGCAGCUGUCUCUGUGUUAUGCCAACCGCUCGGCUGCGCUCCACCAUCUGCAGCGCUACCAGGAAUGUCUUGAUGAUAUUGACAAAGCCCUGAAGAAUGGCUACCCCUCUCAUCUUUCACACAAACUGGAGGACCGUCGCACACAGUGUCUCAAACACCUCUCUGGAGGUCAAAACGGAAAAGAGGAUCAUCACAAUCUUGCCUCAAAGAAUCACAAAGGUCCAGAUGGGGUCAAAGCACCAUCUGUUGAUUGUCUCACAUGUGGGAUUUGUCCUCAAGCUACUGUUGGCUUCAGCCCGGAGAAAGGUCGACACUUGGUGGCAGCAGAGAGAAUAGCAGCAGGGGAGGUGAUCCUUAAUGACAGGCCGUACAGCUGUGUCCUCAUACCGGGGAUGGAGGAAGAGAAAGGGAAGAGAGGAAUGUUUGGAAUAGAGCACAGGUGCUGUCACAGGUGUCUGACUGACACAUUGUGUCCUGUGCCGUGUGAAGGAUGUAGUUACAGCCGAUACUGUUCAACUGGCUGUCAGCGGGACGCCUGGGAAGAACAUCACUGCUGGGAAUGUGCACUGGGAGCAGAUCUGAUGGUGAUGGGUGUGAUGUCACAGCUCGCUCUGAGGGUCACACUAAAGGCAGGGUUAAAAAACAUCCAAAUGGCCAGGGAACCAAUCAGAGACGAGCACACAAAGUCAGAGCCAGGCUGCCUAAAGAGAGAGUCCAGUGAGUCCUAUUCAUGUCGUACAAAUCAACCCGAUCCUUCUGCUUCAUACUUCGGUGACUCUUACCUGAGCGUGUUUCACUUACUGCACCACCUAAAUCGCCAUAGCCCUGCUCUGCGUUUCCUGAGUGCUGUUACCGUAGCAACACUCUACCUGAGGCUCAGUAAGGCAGGACCUCCACCUCCAUCUUGGGCCCUCAGUGGGCCCUCGGGGACAAACGGGCAAUCACCAGACGAGGAGGGAGGUAACGCACAUUGGAGCACGGAGCUGUGGCUGCUGGGAAGUGCAGUUCUGAGACACAUUCUGCAGCUUAGGUGUAACGCGCAGGCAAUCCUGAUGUUGCAAGAUACAGGAGCAACAAACUCACCAGUGCAGUCCAGCCGGGAAAUCCGCAUUGCUACGGCAAUAUUCCCAACUCUUAGCCUUCUGAAUCACUCCUGUUGUCCCAACACCAGCCUGGCGUUCAGCACCGGAGCUAGUGUUGAUCCCCUCGGAUUAGAUGUGUCUGCAGACUUCGGUGAGAGUGUAGCCGAGCACAGAGGCUCAGCCCGCGGAGUCACUGUAACUGUGAGAGCAGCCAAAGGUAUCACUGCAGGACAAGAGAUUCUGCACUGCUAUGGUCCUCAAAGCAGUAGGAUGGUGACCCAAGAACGCCAGCAUCUCCUGCAGCAGCAGUACUAUUUCCUGUGUCAGUGUGAGGCCUGCACCCUGACCCAAGAGGAGACGGAGGAAGGUGCAGAGGGCGGACAGCAGCGGCCGGGUGUUGGAGGUAGUCAGCGUCAGUCUGGACUCCUGUGUGGCAAGUGCAAAGCAUCUGUCAAAAAAAGCAGUGUGGACAAAGGAACAGGAUUUAUAUGUUCGCAGUCGUCCUGUGGUCACCGUAUAUCUUCGUCUGAAGUGAGCCACAGGCUGCGGGAGAUCAGGGUCGACCUAGAGAAGGCUGUGGACCUGAUGGAGAGAGAGAGGCCAGAUGACGCUCUGAGUCUGUUGAAGAGGGCUCAGUGUCAGUCUGGACUAAUCCUUGCGGAGACACACCCUGUACAAGGGGAGCUGGCAGAUGCAAUGGCCAGAGCAUAUGCUACAAUGGGUGACUGGAAAAAUGCAGCCUCCUAUCUGGAGCGAAGCGCCAUAGCUAUUUGCUCCCAGUACGGAGAGGACAGUAUUGAACUGGGUCAACAACUCUUCAAAUUAGCUCAGCUACACUUCAAUGGUGGUGCCAGAGGCCCGGCCCUCUCCGUCAUCCCCAAGGUCAGACGACUCCUCUGCCUUCACUGUGGCCCUCGCUGCAAUGAAUUACAGGAGCUGCAAGCCAUGGAGGAGUGUCUGCGAUAGUAGCCUUAAAUAAUCACAAGAGUGAACAGUUUUACAAUAUAAUCAGUUUUGUACUCCGGCAAAUAAAACUGAAAUUAUU